Messenger RNA from Ixodes scapularis (black-legged tick), 3159 nucleotides. It is a transcript of the gene Pde8, whose product is annotated as high affinity cAMP-specific and IBMX-insensitive 3',5'-cyclic phosphodiesterase 8B. Bases 211 to 2784 code for a protein of 857 amino acids. NCBI's taxonomy places the organism in Eukaryota, Metazoa, Arthropoda, Arachnida, Ixodida, Ixodidae. Gene Ontology annotation, molecular function: 3',5'-cyclic-nucleotide phosphodiesterase activity. Gene Ontology annotation, biological process: positive regulation of ERK1 and ERK2 cascade; signal transduction. The transcript has 20 exons. The record is from RefSeq and is a predicted model, not a curated record.
CUUCCUCAAGGUGGUUCCCUUCAGCUUCGUUACGGUGUUGUUGAGCUCCGUCGCGGUGCUCUUCAGAUUCCUCACGGUGUUCGGAGACACGGCGCCCGGACUCCGAGUGCAGUGCCGCGAGUGUCGUCGGGAGCAGCGCGCGCGGCGACGCCCUUCAAGUCCCUCCUUCCCGUCGCCCGUUGAGGAUGUGCGUUUGUGAGCGGCUUGACCAUGGGCUGCACCCAGAGCGGAAUACAGCGGCGAAGUCGCAGCCACGACGACCGCAGCCAGGGGCCUGCCACGCCCGUCGUGUGCGACGUCGUACCGCCGACGGCCAACGCGACGACCACGACCGCGCCCGGGUUGCCGACGACCACGGCGGCUCCGAAAGGUGGUUGUGGUGCCGGUGUGCUUCGCGGCAACGCGCAUCGCUUCGAGAACAACUUUCCCAGGGUCAGGCAGAAAAUGGUCAACUGCGACGGAGUCAACGACUGUGCGGUUCCCCUCUGCUCGGUACCCGAAGACGGACGGAAAGGCACUGUUGCCCUCAAGUUCGGCUCCAUGUACCUCACUGUCCCGUCUGUCCGGGUUCUGUUCGUGUUCGUCAAGGAAGACGCCCAGUACAAUGCGCUCAAGUGGGCCUCGGACAAGAUGCACUACGAGUACCGCCUGGCGUGUUCCAUGGACGAGGCGGUCGAGAGCUACCUCAACGUGCAGCCCCACCUGGUGUUCAUAGACGCGCGCAGCAAGACCUGCGUCGACCCCAUCGCGUUGUGCAGGACCCUGCGAGGCUUCAGGGGUAGCCAGUUCUCGUGCAUCGUGGCAGUCGUAAAGAAAGGGUUGGCCGAAAAGGAGGAAGCAGCCAUCAUCCCACUCCUCAAGUCUGGCUUCAACAGGUGGUUCACGGAGACGUGCUCGUUCGGCGUCUGUCUGAACGAGAUGAUCCAGAUUGAGCACAACGACCUAAUCAACCUGUGGAAGCUCAGGGCCUCCGAAGCGCUCUUCUCUGCACUGCACAUUGCCCGGGACGGCGUCAUCAUCACCGGGUCCGGACACGAGAUUCAGUUCAUGAACCGGGCGGCCGAGAAGCUGGUUGGUUACUCGGUGGAGGAGAUGCUGGGCGUGAACGCGCAGGAACUCCAUCGGACCGACUCCCUCAAGACAGACGUGGUGCAGACCAUCAGCACGCAGCUCAAGAAAGGCAAGGAAUGGGAGGGCACAUUGUUCCACAAGAGGAAAUCUGGAGAGUGCAUCCCCAUGUGGAGCAAAAUAGCGCCUGUGGAAAUUCACACCGGGAUAUCGGACCAUCUGGUGUACAUCAAGGAGUGUCCGUUUUUCAUGGAGAAGCCUUUUUCGCCCGAUGCCGAUGGCCUGCCAUAUCAGCUUAACACGAGCCUAAAGAGCUCUAGAAAGGCAUCUUGUGAUGUUCGUUCCUUGUGCAGCGAGGUUGGGAUGAACAGAAGACAAUCAUUCGCGAAGUUUCACGCGAUGACGAUUGAGGCCCCCAUCACAAAGGUCAUUAACAUGCUGGUUGCCACCCAAGAGAACAGCCCUGUGUUUGUCGUCCAAGCUCUGGACCGCGUGCUUGAAAUCCUCCGGUCCACGGAACUCUACAACCCGCAGCUGGGCGUAGGCCAGGGAAAGUCAGAAGACCAGAUGACAUCCGACCUCGUUUCAGGACUCAUCACGACUGGACAAAAACCAACUGGCGUCCGAAGACUCUCGCACGAGACGGGAGUCGUGAAAGUGAACGUGACGACGCCGUCGACCACGCUUCCCAGUCUGUCGACAGCGCCGUCCAAGAUUAAAGACCUCCUCGAGAGCGACGUCAAGUGGGAAUUCGACAUCAUUGAGCUGGAGACGCUCUCCGGACGACGGCCCCUCAUCUGGCUGGGGCUUUCGCUGUUCUCCAAACUGAACGUGCACACGAGCCUGGACUGCGACGACGCCACUAUCCGCAACUGGCUCCAGCUGGUGGAGUCGCACUACCUGGAGAACCCGUACCACAAUUCCACCCACGCCGGCGACGUCAUGCAGGCCACCGCCUACUUCUUGCUUAAGCUGCGCAAAAAGGACAUCUUUGACCCGUUGGACGAAGCCAUCUGCCUCAUCUCCGCAGUGGUGCACGACAUCGACCAUCCGGGCAAGUCGAGCCCGUUUUUGUGCAACUCCGACAAUGAGCUGGCCAUUCUCUACAAUGACCGGUCAGUGCUGGAGAGCCACCACGCGGCGUUCGCCUUCAAGCUGACGCUGUCGGACGAGAAGGUGAACAUCUUCCAGAACCUGGAGCGGGAGGUGUACCGCACGGUGCGCCUGUCCGUCAUCGAUAUGGUCCUCGCCACCGAGAUGACCAAGCACUUCGAGCACCUUUCCAAGUUCCUCAACGCCUUCCAGAAGCCCAUUCAGGAGGACGAGGCCUUCGAGUCUGAGGCGAUGCCGGAUCACGGAGAUUCCGGCCUGCGCUCAGCCGAAAACAUCAUCCUCAUCAAGCGAAUGCUCAUCAAAUGCUCCGACGUCUCCAACCCCGCCAGGCCCAUCCAGCUUUGCAGCCAGUGGGCCAGCCGCAUCGCAGAAGAGUACUGCGCCCAGACCGAUGAAGAGAAGCGUCGCGGCCUGCCCGUGGUGAUGCCUGCCUUCGACCGUGCCACGUGCAGCAUUGCCAACUCCCAGACGGGAUUCAUCAACUACUUCGUGCGAGACAUGUUCAGGGCCUGGUCAGACUUCGGCGAGUUCCCCGAGCUCAUGGAGUACAUAGAGAAGAACUAUAUUUAUUGGAAGGAUAAGGAACCCCAGUCCAACAAGUGAGAUCAUGCGGCGGACGACCGGUGACUGCAACCCUGCCCACGUUCCUACCUCCUCCCCAUUGCUGUUCUCUCCACCCACCGUGUGACAUCGACAUUCAUCACCUUGUGCGUUGAUGUGAGCAUCGGAUGUACAUGUGCAUAUGUGUGAGCGCCACCGAGAAGCUGUACAUUCAGAACGUGCGUGUGUGCGUGUGUGUGUACGCGUGUUUGCUGCGAAGUUCGAGGCAGGCAGAGAAGACGUCGGCCCGGCCGAAGAACUUACGUCAUCGAGAUCACAACCUAAUCCAGGACCCUUCCAACGUACGACUUCCAGAACACGACACCGUUUCAUCCACACUUAAUUUGGGAGAAGACAAAAAAAAAAGUGUUAGCGCCC